AUGACCCAGAGCUGUGGCUCCUGCGGGGGCUGCAAGGGAGGCUGUGGCUCCUGUGAGGGCUGCAAGGGGGGCUGUGGCUCCUGCGGGGGCUGCAAGGGAGGCUGUGGCUCCUGCGGGAGCUGCAAGGGGGGCUGUGGCUCCUGUGGGGGCUGCAAGUCCAGCUGUUGCAAGCCCUGCUGCUGCCAGUCCAGUUGUUGCAAACCCUGCUGCUGUGAGUCCAGCUGUUGCAAACCCUGCUGCUGUGAGUUCAGCUGUUGCAAACCCUGCUGCUGUCAGUCCAGCUGUUGCAAGCCCUGCUGCUGUGAAUCCUGCUGUUGCAAACCCUGCUGCUGUGAAUCCUGCUGUUGCAAACCCUGCUCCUGCCAGUCCAGCUGUUGCAAGCCCUGCUGCUGUGAGUCCUGCUGUUGCAAACCCUGCUCCUGCCAGUCCAGCUGUUGCAAGCCCUGCUGCUGUCAGUCCAGCUGUUGCAAGCCCUGCUGCUGCCAGUCCAGCUGUUGCAGGCCCUGCUGCUGCCAGUCCAGCUGUUGCAAGCCCUGCUGCUGCCAGUCCAGCUGUUGCAAGCCCUGCUGCUGCCAGUCCAGCUGUUGCAAGCCCUGCUGCUGUGAGUCCUGCUGUUGCUAACCCUGCUGCUGCCAGUCCAGCUGUUGCAAACCCUGCUGCUGCCAGUCCAGCUGUUGCUAA
This is a messenger RNA of Dipodomys spectabilis (banner-tailed kangaroo rat), 681 nucleotides long. RefSeq names its product keratin-associated protein 5-4-like. NCBI's taxonomy places the organism in Eukaryota, Metazoa, Chordata, Mammalia, Rodentia, Heteromyidae. The record is from RefSeq and is a predicted model, not a curated record. The transcript has 2 exons.